CAAAUCUCUGUGUGAUCAAUUUAACACUUUAUUGUAAUCGUCAUGUACCAUCCUAAGCAGUUUUGGAGCAAUUGCCCGCCCAGGGAUGAUGUCACAUAAAAUGUAUUUGAAAGUAUAAAGAAGUUGUGUACCCUUACAUUUUUAUGUAUAUGCUUUUUGACACAGAUGAUUACAUUUACAUAGAAGCUGCAGCUUUGGCCAAUAUCAACUCUUGGCACUUUGAUCACCAAAACAAGAUUUUGAUUACAUGUCCGGAACCUUUUCCGCUAAACAAAUUUGAAUCAAUUUCCAAGUUACAUGUUUAUUUCAAGACACAAACGGAAAUAGAAACCAGAGAGUAAGCAGUCAUCACUUGUACAUCGGAGGAAAUAAUGUUUACGCCUGAAUUAAAGAGACAUUGUACAAUAUGGACAUCAUUGUAUUAUUGCAGGUUUUGUAUUUUCACUUUGUUUAACUCUUAGGAAAAUUGAAUCUAUUUUAUUUUUACUCACAGCUGUACCUUCUCAAAUUUAAACCAAAAAUCAUAAUACGAGAGAGGUUAUAAUGUAUAUCCGUAUAUCUGUAUCUGUUUUCAGAAUGGGAGGUGACCACGGCCACAACAAGAUGUCCAUGCCAGACUGGCGACAGUGGAAGGUGGAGGGAACACCGCUGGAGUUCACAAAGCAGAGACUGGCAACCAGGGGCCUCAAGGAUCCAUGGGCACGAAACGAGGCUUGGAGAUAUGCAGGCGGUUUCGCUCGUGCUGUGACUCUUUCUGAUGUGCUGCUCAGAGGAUUCAAGUGGGGCUUUGCUGCCUUUACUGUUGCUCUGGCUGUCGAGUACGCCCUGUUCCCACCCAAGAAGGGCGGCCACUAAUGCUCAUCAUUGUACCUCAAUCCCAGAGUCUGAAGUCCUAUAAUAUUUUCUGUUUAUUAAAAGUUUUUGUGACCACA
Molecule: messenger RNA, 932 nt
Organism: Anoplopoma fimbria (sablefish)
Lineage: Eukaryota; Metazoa; Chordata; Actinopteri; Perciformes; Anoplopomatidae
Gene: ndufb3
Product: NADH:ubiquinone oxidoreductase subunit B3
Exons: 2
Coding region: 544-855 (103 amino acids)
Biological process (GO): mitochondrial respiratory chain complex I assembly; electron transport chain
Cellular component (GO): mitochondrion
Source: RefSeq, a predicted model, not a curated record